Zonotrichia albicollis (white-throated sparrow) is the source of this 4330-nucleotide messenger RNA. The record is from RefSeq and is a predicted model, not a curated record. Lineage: Eukaryota; Metazoa; Chordata; Aves; Passeriformes; Passerellidae.
ACGGUGUUCUACUCCAAGGGGAAUUUCCUAAAGAGGAACAGACCUUGCCCUAGGGAUGUGUUUUGUUCUCUGCUGUGUGGUAAAUCACUGUCUGCUCCUGCAGUUUCCUGCUCCUGCAGGUGGAUGACAGUGGCUGAUUCCCCUAAUCAUCACAGGGUAACCUGCACUCAGGGUUCUGCACAUUGUUCCAGUGCGGCAAUGAGCACAGGGCCUGGUGAAUUGGGGGAAAUGAACUCUUGGGCUGCAAAAGCUGCAAAAAAAGGCCUUUGUAACAUUGAUCUGACCCAACCAAAGUGUCUGCUGCUGUUUCUUACAUUACUGAGCUCUUGCAGUGUGUUGCUGCUGCCUUUGCUUUCUGUGUGCCUGGGUCUGGCAGUGAGUCCCAUGCCCUGGGCCCUGUGGAGCCUUUUGAGGAGUAAAUGCUGUUGCUGUGUGGUGGAUCUCUAAGCCCCCUUCCUGCCAUGAACAUCAUUCCCGUGCCUUUCUCUCUCUCUCCCAGGUCCUGUCUCUAUACAAGUAGGGAGUAGAAAUUACGGGCUGGAGCCAUCCAGUAUCAAGUGUGUUUGUAUUUGCCCAACCAGGGUUUUAUCUGCACUGAUUAACUCCACUCAUUGGAAACUUGCUUUCCCUGGAAUCUGUUUCAAUUCUGUCCUCAAAAAUGGCCUAAAAUGCUUGUCCUGCAGCUUGUCCCUCAGGUCCUUAAAUCCCUGUUAAUGCUUCCCCUGUUGCUUGCAUUUUGUCCCCCCUGUGGUUCUGCUGAGGUCAGACUUCCCUUUUGUUUGCUUUCCCUUCUGCCUUCUGCUAACGAGACAUUUUUAUGAUUUUUCAGCAUUCUAGGUGCUUUUGUGGAGUGCAGGUUAAAAGUACAGGCCGUUAAUGCAACAAAUGCUACUGUGCUGUCUACAAAUGCCCAAGGGGAGCAAACUGGGACAUCUCCCAGCAUGUCCCUCCCACCCUGUCCCACUAAUCCCUGCACAGGUUCUUGCCCCUCACUGCUGUGUUUGUUCCCAGUGUUUGCCAGGACUAUGCCAUUGGGAAAGGGUUUGGCUGGGAGGGUGAUUGUGGAGGCUGGGCUGGAUUUCUGCCCUUCCCUGGGCAGUGCAGUGUCCAGUGCACUUUGAUCCCUGGAGGGAGGCUUGGCAGAGGCAGCUGGCACUCUGCCCAAGCUGGGAACGGGCUCCACAGCACGCCUUGCUGCCUUCCCAGGAGAGAGAGGGUGGGAGUGUGUGGGUCAGGAUGAGGCCUCUGCUCUGGGCUGCCUGCAGCCAGCUGCUGCCCAGGGCAGCUGGGCUCUGUGCUCCCAAGCCAGCUGUGACCACCAUGGUGACAGCAUCACACCACAGCCUGCGGCCUCCAGCCUUUCUGGCUGCCUCCAGCUCCCCAGCCUGUGUGUCUGCAGGGCUCCUCCAGCCCCUGGUCCCAGGGAGCAGAGCCCCCAGCUGCCGGAGCUCACAGUUCAACGUGCCUCCCAGUGCCCUGCUCGUGGCCCGGCCUGUGGGGGUCUGCUCCAUGAUGAGGCUUCCCGUGCAGGCGUCUGCGGAGGGACUGGACGUGGCGUUUGUGGGUGUCCCGCUGGACACAGGCACGUCCAACCGGCCGGGAGCCAGGUAAGGGCCAGCCAGGGAAGCUCAUGCUUCCCUCUGGCCAUCGGGCACGGCNNNCGCACCCUUCGACUCCCUGCGGGUGGCCGACAUCGGGGACGUGAACGUGAACCUCUACAACCUGCCCGACAGCUGCCACCUCAUCCGGGACUCCUACCAGGAGAUCGUGGCCUCCGGCUGUGUGCCUCUCACCUUGGGUGGAGAUCACACCAUAACAUACCCAAUCCUGCAGGCCCUGGCUGCAAAGCACGGUCCCGUGGGGCUGGUGCACGUGGAUGCCCACACGGACACCGGGGACAUGGCCCUGGGGCAGCGGAUCUACCACGGGAGCUCGUUCCGGCGCUGUGCGGAGGAAGGGCUGCUGGACUGCGGCCGCGUGGUGCAGAUCGGCAUCCGAGGCUCCUCCUAUGACCCCGAUCCCCACAAGUACUGCCGGGAACAGGGUUUCCGCGUGGUCCCAGCUGAGCAGUGCUGGAUGAAGUCCCUGGAGCCGCUGAUGAGGGAGGUGAGGGCGCAGAUGGGGGAGAGGCCGAUGUACAUCAGCUUCGAUAUCGAUGGGCUGGACCCCGCCUACGCCCCGGGCACCGGCACCCCCGAGAUAGCCGGGCUCACACCUGCACAGGCUUUGGAGAUUAUUCGUGGCUGCAAAGGCCUGAACAUAGUGGGGUGUGACCUUGUGGAAGUUGCGCCAAUGUAUGAUGUCUCUGGCAAUACAGCCCUCCUGGGGGCAAACCUACUGUUUGAGAUGCUGUGUGUCCUCCCAGGAGUGAAGACACUGUGAGGGCAGUUCCCACCUGCCCUGGGGCAACGCUUCUCUGUGUUCUCAGCCAGGCUUUCCAUGCCCCCUUCCCUUCAGACAGCUGCAGCCAGCAUGGGUUUUGCAGCAUGAAAUAAAUGCCAUUUACUACUAGAAAAGGUAUUUUUUAGCUGGGAAACUGUAGGGAACAGGCUAGACACCCCAUUUAACAGGGGUCUGGAGCUUUGGAGCUGGCCUGGGAAAGGCAUAGAUGAGGCUAAUGCCAUUUUGCCUCUGGAAUGAUUCACCCAGCUCACAGGACUCCUGGAAAAACUCUCACUGGUGAAUGAUUUGUCCCAUUAGGAUGCUGCAGCAGGAUAAUGAAUUUGGAAGAAGGGAGGACAUGGAGGGGGCCUGAGCCUCCUGCUGAGAGUAGGGAGAUAUUUGUCUAGAUUGCCUGCUGGUGAAAUAACCAGGAGUUUCCUAUGGCAGGAGCAGUUUUAACGCUCCUGAAAUUUCUGAGAGGACAUGGAGGUGAGGUUAGUUUGGACAUGGAGACACAGAGCCACCUCAUCACACAUUAAAAUAGUUUAUUUUGGUUGCGAAACUGUAAUUGUCUUAAAACAAAAUGACAUCAGUGCCUGAUCACAAAUACAAAAACAAAACAAAACCCCCCAAAAAUAAAAAAUACAAGUUUGCCAAAUAAGUUAAUUUCCCCCCUCCCAGUAUCAAAAGUGCAAAAUAGGUACCUAGUUCUCAGUCCUACUUGUCAGGCUGCGCUCGUGUCCUGGCUCCUGGUUGCUGUGGGUGAAGGGCAGAGACAGAGACAGGAAGGAGUUUGGGAACAAUCUCCACUCUGGGGCCUGUAUCCCUUUCCCUCAGCUCUGAGCACUGUGCCAUCGCUCAAAUCUCACUAGGAAAGUGCACUAGGACCCAAUCUCCUCAAUCUUUGGAUUACAAAUCACCACGUGUGGAACAGAAUCACAAGUGUUCAGAAAAUGAUGGGGUGAUGGUUCAUGGCUGCUGGGAGAGGGCAAAUCCUGGGAUAAGCAGCUCUGACUGUGGUCUCAAGACAGCAAACACCUGGAGUGCCAUGCUGGCACUAACCAGGGGGCAGAGCAGCUUGGCUUUUGCUUCACUUAGGCAAAAUUUCCAUAAAAAUCCAGGAGCUGUGCUCCUGUCCAGCCCCAGCCAGCACCAGUGGACUGAUGCAAACACUCCCUGGCUGAAAGGGGAGGUUACCUGUGCUAAAAAGAAAAUAAACCCAAUGAUUCUGGCAGCAUGCAACACAAAAUGGAUGUGAAGGCCAUAAAGCCUUCUCCCCUUCCUCAGGGUUGGGCUGAAUUCCCUCACUGUAGCAUAACUAGGCACUUUUUCAUGAGUUGUGGGUUUUCUCCUUCUUUCUGAUCAGCUGAAGAAACAGCAGAGAGCCAAAGAGCAUUCUUCUGCUAUUGCAAAUGUUUAAGAUGUUAUGUGGAGCCUUCUGCUGGGCUAAAAACUAUUCCAACCACAUCCUGCAUGGCAAGCUGUGGGAAAAGUGCAGGAGUGCUGCAGUGAUUGCUCCAGCCAGGUGGAAAUGAAGUCUGGAAGCAUCAGGCUGGUGUUUCACUCCCUCUCUGCUCUCUAUCAGCGCUGCCUGUGUGCCUUCACAGGAGCUUCACAGGAGCUCCUGGGCAGGGAGAAGACUUCACCUUCCUUCCUUCCUUCCCUCUACUUUAGUGCCUCAUUCCAUGGCCCAGAGUGCACUGGGCUGGAAUUAACUCACAUUAAUUAACCUCACAUAGGGAUAGUUUGUAGUAUUGCAGCCUUUAUUUGAAGCACGUUGUACAGGGGAUCUGAGGUACCUGUGGGGGCUGGAGCAUGCCAGUCUGCUCCCAGGAUGGGGAAAUGCAAUGAGGCAGGGCUUUGGGAGCAAUUAGGGCACACAGGGAGUGCAAUGACUGGAGCAUUCCCAACUUCUCUGCGGGAUCAGCAGCUAGCUCAGGGGUUGGCA